This is a messenger RNA of Rattus rattus (black rat), 693 nucleotides long. RefSeq names its product tRNA (guanine-N(1)-)-methyltransferase-like. Bases 1 to 693 code for a protein of 230 amino acids. The record is from RefSeq and is a predicted model, not a curated record. Gene Ontology annotation, biological process: tRNA N1-guanine methylation. Gene Ontology annotation, molecular function: tRNA (guanine(37)-N1)-methyltransferase activity. The transcript has a single exon. NCBI's taxonomy places the organism in Eukaryota, Metazoa, Chordata, Mammalia, Rodentia, Muridae. Gene Ontology annotation, cellular component: cytosol.
AUGAAGUUCACCAUACUAACUGCAUUCCCAGAUUCCUUCACUUCCUAUUUCUCCUCCUCAAUAAUCAAACAAGCCCAAAACAAGAAUCUCGUCAACAUAGAGCUCAUUAACUUUCGACGAGAAAAAGGACACAAAAUAGACGAUUAUGCCUACGGUGGAAAAACUGGAAUGGUUCUAAAAAUAGAACCAAUAGUGGAAUGUCUAAAGACAAAUAACCUACUCAACCAUAGCAUAAUACUUCUUUCUCCUUCUGGAAAACCGCUCACACAGCAAAUGGCAAGAGAUCUUGCCAAACAAGAACAUAUAGUGAUGCUCUGUGGCCACUAUGAAGGAAUAGAUGCUAGGAUACAGAAAUACGUAACACACGAAGUGUCUAUAGGGGACUAUCUGUUAACUUCUGGAGAACUAGCCGCAAUGGUAAUUCUUGACUGCGUAACAAGACUUAUUCCCGGAGUAAUAAAUCAACAGUCUCUUGAAACAGAAUCCUUCGACGAAUAUCUUCUAGACUAUCCCGUAUACACUAGACCCCCGUCCUUUGAAGGGCAAGAUGUUCCAGAAAUCUACCUAAGCGGUAACCACGGUGAAAUAGAAAAAUUCAGAAAGCAAGAGCAGGAAAGAAUCACCAAAGAAAGACGUCCCGAUCUCUGGAAGAAAUACCUAAAAUACAAGGAAACAAACACAAAAACAGAGUAA